Molecule: messenger RNA, 2157 nt
Organism: Cyprinodon variegatus (sheepshead minnow)
Lineage: Eukaryota; Metazoa; Chordata; Actinopteri; Cyprinodontiformes; Cyprinodontidae
Product: gastrula zinc finger protein XlCGF57.1-like
Exons: 3
Coding region: 16-1896 (626 amino acids)
Biological process (GO): regulation of transcription by RNA polymerase II
Cellular component (GO): nucleus
Molecular function (GO): RNA polymerase II transcription regulatory region sequence-specific DNA binding; DNA-binding transcription factor activity, RNA polymerase II-specific
Source: RefSeq, a predicted model, not a curated record
UUUCCAGAUGCCCCAAUGACGCCUCUCUCGGGAGAUGUUCCAGGCACGUCCAACCGGGAGGAGGCCCAUGGGACACUUGAGGAACCAUGUCUCUCAGCUGGCUUGGGAAUGCCUCUGGCUUCCCCCAGCAGAGCUGGAAGAGGUGUCUGGGGAGAAGGAAGUCUGGAAGUUUCUGCUGAGACUGUUGCCUGCCUGACCCAGUCCCAAAUGAAGCGGGAGACGACGAGUAAAAAAUUCGAAAAGCCACAUGUCUCCAGUGAGGAGGAAACUUUGGCCAUCCACCAGCUCUGUAGCCAAGGGAGGAACCCUGGUCAUGACCAAGAGGAGGAAGUACAUAUAUGGACUACAGAAGAGGAGAUGAAAAGAGAAAAUCUAUUUCCUUCUUUUAAAGACCUGAGGGACCCAGGACCUCCAUGGAUUAAAGAGGAGGAGGAGGAGGAGCACCCUGAGUCUCCACUGAUCAAAGAGGAAGAUGAGGAACCUGAGUCUACAUGGGCUAAAGAGGAACAGAAGGAACCUCAUUUGCUACCGACUGAAAAACAGGAUGAACCAGGACCUCCAUGGAUUAAAGAAGAGGAAGAACCAUCACCACCACUGUUUGAAGUCAAGGAGGAACCAGAUUCUCCUCUGCCUAAACAUGAACUAUGGCCUUCAGUAGAUUCAACACAAGGUCAGAAGGAUCUACACAGCAGUCAGGACAAGGGGCAGCUUGUCCAGAAGAAGUCAAUCCCUUUGAAGACUUUUACUCUUCAGGAAGUGGACUUUAGUGAAACAGAACCAAGAACUAAACAGCAUUCCUUCAAUAUCUUGCCUGUAGUUGAAACUAAAGAUCAGGAAGAAAGCAGUUUCACCAUUUCAGAGAGUCAGUCUCAAACUGACCAAAAGAAAAGGUCUUUCACAUGUGACAUUUGUGGGAGAUCCUAUAAGAAUAAGUAUACCAUGAAACGACAUUACAUAACCCAUUCAGAUGAGAAACCUUUUACAUGCAAGACAUGUGGAAAAGGUUUCUCUCGGAUUAGUCAUUUAAAUGUUCACAUCAGAACCCAUACCGGUGAAAAACCUUUUCCAUGUAAGAUAUGUGGAAAGAAUUUCUCUCAGAUUACUAGUUUAAAGGAUCACCUCAGAACCCACACGGGUGAGAAACCAUUUACAUGUAACAUGUGUGGAAAAAGUUUCUCUAGAAUUAGCAACUUAAAUGUUCACGUCAGAACCCACACAGGUGAAAAACCUUUUCCCUGCAAGACAUGUGGGAAAAACUUUUCUGCUAUCAAUAGUUUAAAUUAUCACAUCAGAACCCACACAGGUGAGAAACCUUUUACAUGCAAGACAUGUGGAAAAGGAUUCUUUCAGAUUAGCAAUUUAAAUAAUCACAUCAGAACCCAUACAGGUGAGAAACCUCUUUCAUGCAAGAUAUGUGGGAAAAGUUUUUCCCGUAUUACUAGUUUAACUUUUCACAUCAGAACCCACACAGGUGAGAAACCUUUUACAUGUGAGACAUGUGGAAAAGGAUUCUCUCAGAUGAGUAAUUUAAAUGUUCACAUUAGAACCCACACAGGUGAGAAACCUUUUCCAUGUAAGACAUGUGGGAAAAGUUUCUCUCAUAUCAAUAGCUUAAAUGAUCACAUCAGAACCCACACAGGUGAGAAACCUUUUACAUGCAAGACAUGUGGAAAAAGUUUCACUAAGAUUAGUAAUUUAAAUGUUCACAUCAGAACCCACACAGGUGAAAAACCUUAUCCAUGUAAAACAUGUGGUAAAAGUUUCUCUCAUCUUAAUAGUUUAAAUGAUCAUAUCAAAAUCCACACAGGUGAGAAACCUUUCCCAUGCAAGAUAUGUGGAAAAGGAUUCUUUCAGCUUAGUCAUUUUGAAGUUCACAGCAGAACCCACACAGGUUAAAAACCUUGUCUUUAGCCUCUUCCCACUAAAAUUAGCAGGUUAACACAAGUUGACCCACUAACAAUUGUCAUUUAGCUAAUUAAUAUGCCUCUAAAGGAAAUGUUUUCUGACGAGGCUAUGUUAGCUUUUGAUGUUUGCUAGCUGAGUUUUAUGACUACCUCAAAUGGUUGAAUGUAGCUCCAAGUGUGUCCUUGAGUUUUAGACUUGGACAUGACAGGUCUGCCUUUUCCUCCUCCCUUCUAUAGUCUCCAUUUGCAAGUU